ACUCAAACUUUAUUUGAAAACCGAGUUCAAGUGAAGUGAAAACCGUGUGGACCCUCCUUGCUGGACGAUUUGUUUGACGCAAUUUUGGUUGAAUCCUCUCGUCGUGAUACCACGCGUUGCACAUCAAUAACAUGAUAUUUUCUUGCAAAACUUGAGCCGAGAGUUACAUCCAACUCUCAAAUAUCUUCUUCUAUUAUUAGUAUUUUUUUUGACAAGCAGCAGAGAAAUGGCAGAAGCUAUCGUCUCUAUUGUGGUGGAAAGGCUUGGUAAUUUGCUCAUACAAGAAGCAAUAUCCUUCGCCGGAGUGAGUAAACAAGUUAAACAGCUACAAGUUGAGCUCAAACAGAUCCAAAGUCUCUUAAAAGAUGCAGAUGCGAGGCAAAAUGAAGGAGAGAGUGUACGCCAGUGGGUUGCAAAUAUGAGAGAUGUUGCUUAUGACGCCGAAGAUAUUAUUGAGAGGUAUGCCCUCAAAGUUGGCUCCCGAAAGGGAGGAGGCAUACAAAAUGUCCUGAAGAGGCCGUUUGUCUGCAUCUUGAGAGAAGCAAAAGCUAUUUAUCAAACUAGAUCAGAGAUUGGUGAAAUAACGAAGAGAAUUUCUACAUUGAGCUUGCAUUUACAAAAUUAUGGCAUAAAAUUUGUUUCGAUGGAAGGUGGAGGCCCGAGUUCUUCGAGUGAGAAGAUAGGAAAGCAAAGGCAAACUUAUGCACAUGUUGAACAUAAUGUUGUUGUUGGAUUGGAGGAUAGCCUAAAGGAAGUGGUGGCAUGUUUAACAGAAGAGGUCAAAUACAAGUAUAGAGUCGUUUCCAUAUGUGGUAUGGGUGGUCUUGGAAAGACUACUCUUGCUAGAAAGGUUUACAAUCAUCAACAAGUCACGAGUCACUUCGACUGCCGUGCUUGGGCAUGUAUCUCUCAACGAUGUCAACCAAGAGAUGUCUGGGAAGGAGUCCUGAUUAGUCUUAUCUCUCCAUCUAAAGACCAGAGAGAUGAAAUUCGAAGCUUGAGAGAUGAAGAGCUUGCUGAGAAACUUUUUGAAAUUCAGCAGCAAAAGAAGUGUUUGGUGAUUUUAGAUGAUAUCUGGAAUGUUGAGGAUUGGUACAAUUUACGUGCUGCCUUCCCAAUGAAUGAUACAAACAGCAGAAUAUUGCUUACCUCUCGUAAUGAAGCCUUGACUCCGAAAGUAGAUCCAAGUGGCCACCUUCACAAAUUACCAUUUCUAAACGAUGAAAACAGCUGGGAAUUGCUUCAAGGUUUAGCAAUAUCAAGGAGAUCAGAAGAAUGUACAAUCAUGGAAAAUAUGAAUAUUUUAGGGAGAAAGAUGGUUAGAUAUUGCAAGGGAUUACCAUUGGCCAUCACUGUACUUGGAGGACUUUUGGCCACAAAACAGACAUUAGAAGAGUGGAACCAAGUACAUAGAAAUGUUAAAUCAUACAUCCAUCAACAGGAUGGUCUUCCUAUCAGCAUUGUGUUGGGUUUAAGUUAUGAUGAUUUGCCUUCCCAUUUGAAAUUGUGCUUCCUAUAUUUAGGUCAUUUCCCAGAGGAUUUUGAGAUAAGGACUAGGAUGUUAAUUCAAAUGUGGGUGGCCGAAGGUCUUAUAUAUCAAAUGCAACACAUUGGAAGUAACGAGGAAACACUGGAGGAUGUUGGAGAACGUUAUUUACAGGAGCUAGUUCAAAGGUGUAUGGUACAAGUAGGACAAAAGAGUUCAUUUGUAAGGAUCAAAACUUGUCGUCUUCAUGAUCUUAUGCGAGACUUCUGCGUGGAAAAAGCUAAAUCGGAAAACUUUCUCCACAUCAUCAAUAUUGAUCAUGAGUCCAAUGAAGAAAUAGAAGCUCCCAUUGGUGAAGUUCGAAGAGUUGCUAUCAGUGGUAGAUCAAGUCCCUUGAGACAUGGAUUUACACUUCCAUUGACAUCCCAAAAAUAUUUUCACCUAAGGUCUUUUCUAACAUUCUCUAUGAGUUUGAAAGAGAAAUCUUUGCUAAGGAACUUCAAAUAUCUUAGAGUCUAUAUGGGGAUGGAUUUCACCCCUAAUAUCAAUCGUCUCAUCCACUUGAGAUUCUUAUCUCCAAGGUAUACUAGUGUAAGAAGUAUCCCAUCUCUAAGAAAUUUGAAGUGCUUGCAAACACUAGAUUUGCGGCAAAUGUAUUGGCCAGAUAAUGUGCCGAAUGAUGUGUUCAUAAAUAUGGAGCACUUGCGGCAUCUGUAUCUACCUCUGUUGGCCAAAUUCAGGGAGAAGUUGCAACUACCUAAUGCUAGUAAGCUGCAAACACUUGUGAAUAUUCCUGUUUCCAUAUGUGAUGUUAAAGAUCCGACGGCUGGAUUUGACGAGUUUGGAAAGGACUUAAUGCCUUCAAAUUUCACAUUCAAUUGUCUUUGUGUUCUUAAGAUCAGUCAAAAGAAGACAGUGGCUAUAACACCAAUGGUAAUGCGUUGUCCUCAUAUAUAUCAGCUACGGCAUCUAGGGAAAAUAGAGAAAUUGCCAGAACACGACCAGAUUUCUCAACAUCUUGCCCAGUUAAAGUUAGCUAAUACUCGUCUUGAAAAAGACCCAAUGUUGAUUUUGGAGAAGCUUCCCAACUUAAAGAUUCUUCACCUUAGGUCAUUUGCCUACACAGGGAAGAAAAUGAUUUGUUCUGUAAGAGGAUUUCCUCAACUUCAGUCUCUCAUUCUUUAUAGUUUAAAAGACUUAGAGGAGUGGGAGGUGGAGGAAGGAUCCAUGCCCAAGCUCUACCAUUUGAAGAUUGAAUAUUGCCUCAAUCUUAGGAUGGUUCCAGAUGGACUUCAGUUUGUCAGUAACCUGCAAAAAUUGGAAAUCGUAAGAAUGUACCCGUCAUUUGAAGAGAGACUUGGGGAAGGAGGACAGGAUUUUUACAAAAUACGACACGUGCCUUCCCUCAAAGUUAUACCUCUAAGCCACUUGGAGCUGUCCUAUGUUAUGCUGCUCACUUCUAGCGCUAUGGUAUCAUAUACUGUGGGUGCUUGAAAAUUAAAUUUAUUCUGAACUCUGAUGUUAUAAAUUGUGAUAUUCUUUUAUGUUUGACAAUAUUUGUGAAAUUUAAAUUAUAUUUUGAUGAUUCAUUA
Messenger RNA from Carya illinoinensis, 3078 nucleotides. Its product is annotated as putative disease resistance protein At1g50180. The record is from RefSeq and is a predicted model, not a curated record. Gene Ontology annotation, molecular function: ADP binding; ATP hydrolysis activity. Lineage: Eukaryota; Viridiplantae; Streptophyta; Magnoliopsida; Fagales; Juglandaceae. The transcript is spliced from 3 exons. Gene Ontology annotation, biological process: defense response to other organism. The coding region runs from base 227 to 2980 and encodes 917 amino acids.